Molecule: messenger RNA, 834 nt
Organism: Conger conger (European conger)
Lineage: Eukaryota; Metazoa; Chordata; Actinopteri; Anguilliformes; Congridae
Product: aquaporin-4
Exons: 6
Coding region: 1-834 (277 amino acids)
Biological process (GO): transmembrane transport
Cellular component (GO): plasma membrane
Molecular function (GO): water channel activity
Source: RefSeq, a predicted model, not a curated record
AUGGCACUGCGCGAGGAGCUGCGGAGACGGCAGUUCUGGCGUGCGGUGCUCGCGGAGACCCUCGGUUCGCUCAUCUUCGUGUCGGCGGUGUUGGGCUCAUCAGUGCCGGGCCCUAACGGUGCUUCCCCAGGGCCCCUGUACCCUGCCCUGGCUGGAGGGAUGGUGGCAGUGAGCCUGGGGCACUGCUUUGGGGAGAUGAGCGGAGCCCAGGUGAACCCUGCAGUGACCCUAGCCUUCCUGGCCACCCGCCGGCUGGACCUGCUGAGGGCCGUGGCCUACAUCCUGGCCCAGUGUCUGGGGGCCACGCUGGGGACCGGAAUCCUCUACCUGGCCCUCCCACUCAAAUCUUCUGCCGAGUGCUAUGUCAACAAGGUGUCCUCAGAGGGUAACGCUGGCCAGGCUCUUGGCAUGGAGGCGCUGGCCACCUUCCAGCUGGUCUUCACCAUUUUCUCAGUUGAGGAGCAGAGGCGUCGGGAGGGGUCUGAGCCCGGUAACCUGGCCAUCGGAUUCUCCCUGAGCGCCGGCAUCCUAACCGCGGGCCUUUUCUCUGGGGGCAGCAUGAACCCUGCUCGUUCCCUCGGCCCUGCCAUCAUCACAGGGAUCUGGGAGCACCAUUGGGUCUACUGGAUUGGGCCGGUGCUGGGGGCUAUCCUUGCCGGAGUGUCCCACGAGUUCUUCUUUGUGGCCAGCGCUUCACGGCAGAAGCUGGUGGCCUGCCUCACCUGCAAGGACAUCGAGAUAGUCGAGACCGCCAGUGUCUCCCGCUCCUCGCUGUCCACCAUCACCCAGACUGCCAUGAGGGCCAAACAGGCCCACAAACAUGACCACCACUAA